Drosophila albomicans is the source of this 4241-nucleotide messenger RNA. It is a transcript of the gene dati, whose product is annotated as homeobox protein 5. The coding region runs from base 968 to 4237 and encodes 1089 amino acids. Gene Ontology annotation, molecular function: DNA-binding transcription factor activity; RNA polymerase II cis-regulatory region sequence-specific DNA binding. The record is from RefSeq and is a predicted model, not a curated record. Gene Ontology annotation, biological process: regulation of transcription by RNA polymerase II. The transcript is spliced from 10 exons. NCBI's taxonomy places the organism in Eukaryota, Metazoa, Arthropoda, Insecta, Diptera, Drosophilidae. Gene Ontology annotation, cellular component: nucleus.
AGAAACGUUAAGAAAAAAAAAUAUAGAUUUUAUUUUAAGAGAAUCAUUAUAGUAGUUAUAGUUAUCCAUCAUUAACUGCUGUAAUGAAAAAUGUAUACAAAAUAUUAUUAGUCGUAAAUCCGUGGAUGUGAUUUGGCCCUAAUAAGUAACAGAUACAAGUCGAAGGCUGUCGUUUCUGAAAGUUACGUUAUUUGGAAAACAAAACUUGAUGUACAUUCUUGAAAAUCUUAUGCAAAUUUAGCAAAAAAAAAAAUAUAAUUUGACUUGGGAAAACAUCAACAUAUUAUUAGGUAUUAUUAAUUAAUCCGAGAGUAAAGACGAAAAUCAAUUAAUAUAUAAGGUUUGAGUGAUAUUUUUAGGAUUACAUCUAAACAUAAAUAAAAUUUGCAAAUUGUGAUGUCAUACAUUAAGCGAAUAACUGAAAAUUACAAACAUAAAAUUUCGAAUAUUACAAAAUAUAAAAUUGCAUAACAUAUAUAACGAAAUAAAAAAUAUAUAAACUACAAGCAAAUCAAAACUAAAAUUAUCAACUAAAAAAAAUAAUUACAUUGAAAAAAACACAACGUGUGCCUUAUGCUGGCCUUAAGUUCAAAUUAGUUUCAAUAAUAUUACAUAUAAACAAUAAUUCAUAAUUUGUAACGAAAUUAAAAUUAUUCUGAGAGGACUCACUACAAAGUGGACCACUACAAACAACUAUCAUUAAUGGAACAACUUAUCGGUUGAUUAAGCAUUUCAAAUGAGAAACUCGUGGAAUGUUUGCGAAUCAGUGGAUAUUUCAGAUUUAUUGUCAUCGCAUCUCCAGCAAAUCGAUCAUUUUGGAUUAAAAGAAAAAUCUAUAGUUACAUUUACAGUUGGAAGCGAAAGUUGAAAAUCAGUUGGUUAGGAAGCAGCAGAAAGAAAAUAACCCUUACCCCAAAAUGUACAUAUGUGCAGUAUCUGAAAAAUAAAUAAAGCUCACAUUUUGUGGAUGUUUCAAAUGGAUUCAGCUGAUUUUUGGCAGCAGGCCCGAGUGCCGUUUGCCUUACAAGCUGCAUCAACAAUGCAGCAUCAACAGCAGCAACAGCAUCAUCAGCUUCAGCUUCAGCUUCCACUUACGCACCCACAAUCUAAUACGCAGCCGUCAGGCAAUCAGCAGCAAAAGCAACAAUCCGACCCCGCGACUACUGCAACGACUACCAAUAAUAACCACCUGCCAUUGAACAGCAAAUUGCAGACAGGCCAUCUGCAGCAGCAACAUCAACCGCAGCAGCAGCAGCAGCAGCAACAUCAUCAACAGCAAAUGCAAUUGCAACAUCAAGUAGAGCAACAGUGUUAUGUUAGCGAAGCAAAUAAUUUUGAAGCGGAACAAGAUGUUGUCACAACGACGUCAACAUCGAAUCAUCAUUUACUAUUCAAUGCAGCUGCUGCCGCCGCAGCAGCGGUCCAUCUUAAAUCGACGGCCCUCAAUAAUCAUAAUCAAAACAAUAGCAACAACACAAAUUCAAUUGACAGUCAUCUCGUAUCAAGUUUGCCAGUGAAGCUGAAACAUGAGCAUGGACAACUGCAGCAGUCGGAUCCUCGCCAGCAACAGUCCGAAUCUGAGACUUACAGUGGCAGCGGAUUCUUUGGAUCUGUUCACAUGGUGGAUCAGCAAUCGCAUAAUAAGCAGGAACAGGAUCGCAGCACUACACCAAUAACGAAUGCAAAUAAGGCUAUGUCGCAAGGUCAGCAAUCCCCACAGCAUUCUAUUACACCAUCUGGCGGCUGUUCCACGCCUGAUAUUAAGUUCAGCAAUGAAAAGUUGGCCAACGAGAUUCAGCUUCAGCUCUCCAGAUCCAGCAGCGCAGCCGCAAUCAGUGAACGAACCCUUGAAGAAUGUUGGUCAACCCUGCAACGAGUGAGUUGGCAUCUCUUCCGUUGUCUUUUCAUGCACAAGAGCGCCAUGCAGCAGAUCCAACAGCAAAUUCCUCGUGUCGGCCUUGGGGCACAAGGGGUUGCUACCAAUUCGGCGGCCAACAUGGGCAGCAGCACCAGUGCAUCCGGAUUGGGAACUGAAACAAAGCCACAUCAAUGUCAGCAGUGCAUGAAAAGCUUCUCCAGUAACCAUCAAUUGGUACAACAUAUACGCGUCCACACCGGUGAAAAGCCCUACAAAUGCUCCUACUGUGAUCGUAGAUUUAAGCAGCUAUCCCAUGUCCAGCAGCACACGCGGCUUCAUACCGGGGAGCGCCCAUACAAGUGCCACUUGCCUGAUUGUGGUCGAGCUUUCAUACAGCUCUCAAAUCUACAACAACAUCUGCGAAAUCACGAUGCCCAGGUAGAACGCGCUAAGAAUCGUCCAUUUCACUGCAAUAUAUGUGGCAAAGGAUUCGCAACAGAAUCAAGCCUGCGAACGCACACUUCCAAGGAGCUACAGCUGCAUCUUGGUGUCUUGCAGCAGCAUGCAGCAUUGAUCGGUGGUCCGAAUGCCACAUCUUGUCCCAUUUGUCAUAAACUCUUCCUUGGCACCGAGGCUUUAAUGGAUCACAUGAAACUUGUUCACAAAGAAAAAACACCACCGCCAAAUGAGUCAUCUGGUCAAUGUAACAAUGGAUCCCAAGGUGCGAAUGGCAAUGUUUGCGCUGGUCCAAAUGCGCUCGCCUCUCAAUGCACCUCUGAAUUGAAUUGUGGCCUACCAUCGACACCAAGUCUGCAUGAAAGUUAUCUGGGCAAACGGAGAACCGCGAAUCAUCCGUGCCCCGUAUGUGGCAAGCACUAUGUAAACGAAGGAUCCUUACGGAAACAUUUGGCCUGUCAUGCCGAGACCGCACAACUUACUAAUAGUCUUCGAAUGUGGCCAUGUUCUGUCUGUCAGGCCGUCUUCACAAACGAGAACGGACUUCUUACCCAUAUGGACCAUAUGCGCAUGGAUCCCAAACAUCAGUUUGCUGCUCAAUAUGUUUUGUCGCGAGCGGCAGCAGAACAACGAGAACGCGAUUCUCUAUUGGCAGCUUCGUUGACUUCAGCCGGGAUUCGGGAAACGGCGAGCAUGUUGCCAUCGAUUGGAAUUGGUUUAUCUGGAGCUGGUGGCUCGAACUCAUUAUGCCCAUCGCCUUCGGCGAAUUCAGAGUGUUCGUCGAAUGGGCGAUUGUCCUCAUCGUCUGCAUCCGAUCAGGAACAAGACGGGGAUCAGGGUUUGAGUGAGAAUGAAAACAACAAUCACAACAACAACAUGACUAAUCUAAACAAUAACAAUAAUAGCGUGAACAACAAUAAUACCAACAACAACUGCAACUCAAGUAAAAUCAAUUUGAACUUAAGCGAGCUUCAUUUGCCCAAUUCAAAUCAGUUUAGCAUGGAGCAUGCCGAGCAGCUGCAUGCAAAUCGAAUGUCUCUAAUGGCAGCUGCUUCAGCCGCCGCAGCAGCUGUCGCUGCCUCGUCUCAUGGUUCACGCUCUCAAGAGGACUCCAUUGAUGCCGUUGUCACUGCUAACUCGGGCAGUGCGGUUGUCCAGGCGGCAGUUGUUAAUCUAGCCGCCGCCAUGCGAAUGAACAAUACUGUAAAUCCACAUACGCAACAGCACGCAGAUCAACAAAUACAGCGGCAACAGCCAAAUCAGCAACAGCAGGCUCCACACCAACAUCAUCAUCAACAUCAACAUCAAAACCAACACCAAAUACCUCAUUUGCCUCAGCUGUUGUCGCCACAUGGUGGCCAACAACAGACGCAGCCUGGUAGCACAUCCGGUACCGGAGCUAGUAAUAACAAUCAGCGUUCACCCACGAUUAAUGUACCUAGUUUGCAAAUUCAAGCUGACAACACCUCAUCAGUAAUGAUAAGUAUGAUGCGCAACUCUCUGGAUUCUGGUCUUGGUGGAAUGCAUCAAUUGGAGCCAUUACAUCAUCAUCAACUUCAAUCCACGAAUUUUGCACAGGCUUCUUCGCUUCAGGGACCACCACAUCAUCAUCCCCAGCACCAUCACCAGCAUAGCCACAGCCACAGCCAUAACCCGGAAACCACACUAAGAAUGCAUCAGCAAGCCGAGGCGAUUUUGCGAUCCCACACAGAAGCGGCUUUUCGCCUAGCAGCCGCUUCAGUGGCAGCAACCAAUGUAAACUCUACAGCGCCAAAUAUCACCAGUUCCUCAGUUCCAAUCGUUGUUAAAAAUGAAACAUUGUCACACCACCACCAACAACGUCAAGUCAAUGGAGAUAUACAGACAGCGAGCGCGAACGCAUUACAAGAAGUCCAACCGCAACAGAAUCAAUCAAACUCAUGAAGUC